Molecule: messenger RNA, 2055 nt
Organism: Heterobilharzia americana
Lineage: Eukaryota; Metazoa; Platyhelminthes; Trematoda; Strigeidida; Schistosomatidae
Source: the annotation of a GenBank genome assembly
GGAUUGGACUUUGCUUCCUUGUUUGUUUGCGUACACCUGAGUCGCCCAUGUGUUAGGUGCUACUGUGGCAGUCUAAAUGUUGGUCUUAUUUUGUCUAUUAUUAGUGUCUCCUGUCCUAAGUAUUAAAAAUGUUAACGUGACACGCACGAUCCGUUUCAAAGGAAGCGUUGUGAGGAUACACCAUGAUAUUGUGCUAAGUGAAACACCUUCUGAAUAUCAGUUUGUUUUCCAAGAAAAGAAGGGAGAAGUUUGGCAUUUAUCAGCGCAUCGCUCAGUGAUAAUAAAUUGCAGCGCGAAGUUUCUGUCAAACCAGCUCCAGGGACCUCCUAUGCAUAUUUAAUAAGUCUUGGGAAACCAUCCACCCAACAGGCUCACUUACUCAUAGACGUAGUGUUGUCUGAGUGGUUGGAACCAAGGCCUGCAGAGAUUUUUCAAGCUGAGAAGCAGACAGUUAAGUUCAAGGGGAAUGUUUACUUUUUUUCUCCAUAUCCAACUGACAGUCAGUUGACAACUGUCCAUCUGCCUAAGGGUCAACUUCUAACCCACACCAUAACCUCCAAACCACCCGUGGUGAUCGGAAAUGAUAUAGUUUAUGGCCCAUAUGAGAGUCUUAAAGCUUUUCCAACGGAACCGCUUGUCCUGCAUUUCGAGUAUAAUGUUCCAUUCCUGGUGGUUACUGAAAUGACUCGCCUUAUUGAAGUAUCGCAUUGGGGAAACAUUGCCGUUGAAGAGACGCUGGAAAUCGUAAAUAUGGGUGCUAAGUUACGUGGUCCGUUUUCUCGUCUGGACUAUGAUUAUGGCGUGGGACAACAGUUAUCCGUUGACUCUCUCAAAACUGCUCUACCAGCAUCUGCAAGAGAUAUUUAUUAUCGAGAUGAAAUUGGAAAUAUAAGCACAAGUACAGUCAGUGAUUUAUUGGACUCUGUGGAAGUGACACUAGUCCCGCGAUUCCCGCUAAUGGGUGGAUGGAAAACACGCUAUACGCUGGGAUACAACAUACCGGCCUAUGAAUUUCUCUACCGUAGUGGUUCCCAGUUUGCACUUGUAAUGCGGUUCAUUGAUCAUGUUUACGACAAUCAAGUUAUACGCAACUUGACUUUAAAAAUAGUUCUACCUGAAAUGGUUUCUGAUAUUCACUUUGAUCCUCCAUUUCCCGUUGAUGAGAAGUAUUUUGAAAAUAUGAAAACAUAUUUAGAUACAUCAGGUCGUACCGUAAUUGUUUCCAAGGCCAGCAAUCUUGUUGAUGAACAUAUGCAAGAUUUUAAGGUUCGGUAUCACUUCAGUCUACCGAUGAUCCUCCGAGAACCUCUGAUGCUGGUUGUAGCCUUCUUAUGCAUAUUCUGUGCUAUCAUGAUUUAUGUACGAUUGGAUUUCUCAAUAUACAAGGAUGAAAAAAGCGACCUACGCCUUCGAGCUCAAACAUUGGUAGAUGAAGCCCAAGCCCUACUUAAUUGUCGUUCAGCUCUUUAUCAGGCUUAUGAAGAUGCUCUGUCAAAGUAUAAAGCGAAUAAAAAUAACACUCAAUUUACAACUGAUCGUCGUAAAUUGGAGACAGAUCAUAAGAAUAUAACUCAACAGUUGCUGUCGGUUCAAAAUAAAAUGGCAGACCUUUACACCGAUGGAGUUGAGAAGUUGAAUGAAAUCAAUAGUUUGGAUCAAUAUUAUCGUGAUUUAAUCCAAGAAGGUAUUCAACUAGCUGAAAAACUACUCGCUGGGAAGUUGACAAAAGCACAAUAUCAGUCAUUGAAUGAUGAUUUGAAUUCCAAGAAAGCUGAUACUAUCUACAAAAUGGAUUCACUUUCAGAAUGUCUCUAGCAUAUUAUACAAGGGACUUAAUCGUGUAUUAUUAUUAUUAUUUGCUUAUUUUCAUUUCUUCUGUUGUGUAGUCUUGGGUUUUCUCAAUGCUUCUUCGUAAGUGUUUCUUUUUGUACUUGUUUGAUAAAGUAUUUCAAUAAACCAUAUGUUCAUGAUUCUUCCAUAACUUUUCAUAUUUAUUCAGUGUUCUUUUUUACUGACUCAUCAUGCACUCUAGAAACCAUGUGAGAGACAGUUUGG